CUUGAUCAUCAAUCAUUACAUAAUCACUCCCCCAAUUUAUUGUGGGUGUGAUUCGUUUUUCUCUGUUUCAUUUCAUUAAUAUAUAAUUAAUUAUCAUAUUUGUCUUUCAUGAAAUAAUUUACCAGAACUUAAAAUAAAGAAAAAAUAAUAUAUGGAUGGAGGUGGAGAGGAUGAAGGUUCAUUGGAAUUUACACCAACAUGGGUGGUUGCUGCUGUAUGCACCGUCAUUGUUUCAAUUUCUCUAGCUGUUGAACGUCUCAUCCAUUAUGCUGGGAAGCGUCUGAAGAGGAAGAAACAAAAGCAUCUCUAUGAAGCCCUACAGAAAGUUAAAGAAGAGUUGAUGCUGUUGGGGUUUAUUUCCCUGCUGUUAACAGUAUUUCAAAGUCGCAUUGUCGAAAUUUGUGUGCCUCCUCGUGUUGUAACACACUUACUUCCCUGCGCGUUACCGUUGGAGCAUACUUCAUUUUCAUCUCCAACUCCAUCUCCACCUCCGCCUCAUGAAGAGCCUCAUGUUAACAAUCAGACGGUUCACUAUCAUGCUGGUCCUCACCAUCAACGACAUUUGCUUGCCGAAGAAACAAUGACUGCUGAGGGUUACUGCCAUCAUAAAAAUAAGGUUCCGUUACUAUCUCUUGAGGCGUUGCAUCACCUUCAUGUUUUUAUAUUUGUCCUAGCUAUUGUGCAUGUGACAUUCUCUGUUCUGACUAUUGUAUUUGGAGGAGCAAAGAUACGUCAAUGGAAGCAAUGGGAGGAUGCAAUCGUAAAAGAUGAUUAUGAAUCCGAACAUGCUCAUCUGAAACCAACAGUUACUCAUGUCUAUGAACAUGAUUUCAUCAGGAAUCGAUUUCAGGGUAUGGGUAGACAAUCAGCCAUUUUGGGUUGGGUGCAUUCUUUCUUCAAGCAAUUUUAUGCUUCUGUCAACGAAUCAGACUACAGAGCGCUUCGUUUAGGAUUCAUUAUGACACAUUGCAGGGGAAAUCCAAGAUUCAAUUUUCACAGGUACAUGAUACGUGCACUGGAAGACGAUUUUAGAACAGUUGUUGGUAUCAGUUGGUAUCUCUGGAUAUUCGUAAUACUUUUCUUGUUGCUUAACAUUAACGGUUGGCAUACAUAUUUCUGGAUUGCUUUCUUUCCUUUUAUUCUUCUGCUUGCUGUGGGAACAAAGUUGGAGCAUGUGAUUCUACAGUUAGCUCAUGAAAUUGCUGAGAAACAUGUAGCCAUAGAAGGUGAAUUGGUUGUAACACCAUCUGAUAAUCACUUUUGGUUCGAUAACCCUCAAAUCAUCCUCUUCUUGAUACAUUUUAUUCUCUUCCAAAAUGCUUUUGAAAUAGCAUUUUUCUUCUGGAUUUUGUUCCAAUAUGGCUUUCACUCCUGCAUUAUGGGAAAAUAUGUCUUUGUGAUUCCUCGGCUUGUCAUAGGGGUAAUCAUUCAAGUUUUAUGCAGCUAUAGCACACUGCCACUUUAUGCUCUAGUUACACAGAUGGGGAGUCAUUAUAAGAAAUCGAUGUUCGAUAAUCAUGUUCAAGCUUGUCUUAUGGAAUGGGCUGAGAAGGUGAAAAAGAAAAAGGGACAUAAGUAUGGUAGAGAUAGCUCUACCCGUUCAAAUGAGGGUUCAGUUCUUGGAUCACCAAUGUCUAUAAAUGACCACAAAGAUCUCCCUCAAAAUGGGGUUUAGCUAACAAUUUGAUCCAUGUCAUUUGGACAAUAUUUUGUAAA
This is a messenger RNA of Solanum stenotomum, 1716 nucleotides long. Its product is annotated as MLO-like protein 1. Gene Ontology annotation, biological process: defense response. Gene Ontology annotation, cellular component: membrane. The record is from RefSeq and is a predicted model, not a curated record. NCBI's taxonomy places the organism in Eukaryota, Viridiplantae, Streptophyta, Magnoliopsida, Solanales, Solanaceae. The transcript has 14 exons. The coding region runs from base 152 to 1675 and encodes 507 amino acids.